AUUUUAAAAUUUAAUUUCAAUUAACUAAUUCUUUUUUUGAAUUUUUUUUCCUUUGUAGGACAAAGACUUGUCAACGAUCCGAUUCGAUUAAUUAGUUAGUUUGUUGAUCAUCAUCACAUUUGUUGGAAAUUUUUUUUUAUUGGUUGCAAUCAUGAAAACUAUUUUAAUGAUGAUGAUUAUAAAAUGUGCCAAGAUUUUUUCAUUAAUAAUGAUGUUAAUGUUGAUGGCCAUUUUUAUGGUCCAUGUAACUUCAUCAUCAUCAGUUGUUGCUCAAUCAUCUAAAAAUCCAUGGAUACCUAAACAACCUUUACCAUUGACAUGGAUUGAUAAUCAAAAUAAGCGAUCAUCACGUGUGGUUAGAGCAACGAUUUCAGCAUCACCUAUUCCUGUUGCACCAAAACCCACUGCAGCUUUGAUGGCUUCUACGAAACCAGUUACCGCUGCUGCUAUUGUUCCAAUAGUGCCAGCUACUAUCGUUCCAGUUGUACAAACAUUCCAGCCACAGUUUUUGGCAGCAGUUCCCAUAGUACAACCGAUUGCAAUGGCUAGUAAUAAUAAUCAAAAUUUCUUUACAUUAUCUUCCGUUCAACGUCGACGACAUACCAUUCGAUAUCAAGCACCAAAAGGAUCAUCAAAAAAUUCAACAUUAAAUUCACCAUCAGAAGCACCGGAAGAAAUUGCUAAACCACAAACAAUCAAUGUACCGAUCGGUGUUUCUCAUUAUAAACCGAUACAAUUUGUCGAUUCAUUACAAGCAUUUCAACAGCCAACUGAUUACAAAGCUUUUAUCGAAAGUUUUAAUGAAGUAAAUAAAAAUACCACUAGUAAUAAUAAUAAGAAUAAUAAUAAAUCGAAAUCAGAUAAAGAUAAAGGACAAACAAAUACUGCUAAACGACAAACUAAUAAACAAUCGACGACAUCAUCUAGUGAACCAGAAUCGAAAAAUAUUUCGAAUGAAAUCAAAUUGGUUGAAACAGCCAGUGGUGGUUUUGUUCCCGGUGGUAGUAAUCCUGGUUUUAUUCAUAAACCACGAAUGAUCGAAUUAGAAUCCAGUUAUAUACCAUUGACGCUUCGUUUUUCAUCACGACCACGACGUUUGAAUAUUAUUUCGAAUGAAGAUCUUAUUGGACAGGAUUCAAAUCGUCAUGAUAGAAUUAAUGGAAAAUCUGAACCAAUUGAUUUGAUUGAUAAAAAUUCUGGUUUUUUCAAUCUAGAUACAAGAUCAAUAUUUGGACCAGUUAAACGUGAAGAACCAUUAGUACUUAAAGCAGGUGCAAAUAAUGUACCAUCCAAUAUGCAACAUAUAAUCAAAUGUAUAUUUCCGGAUUUUCGUUUUGAUGGUUCGGAAAAGAUUCGCAGUGCUUGUUGAAAAACAGUUUGGAACAAACAUCUAUUACAUUAACGUCUUCGCAAUACACAACCCUUUCACCCUUAAAAAAUAUGGUUUUUCGGAUAAUAUUACUGGGAAUUUGUUUUUGUUUUUUUUU
Molecule: messenger RNA, 1487 nt
Organism: Dermatophagoides pteronyssinus (European house dust mite)
Lineage: Eukaryota; Metazoa; Arthropoda; Arachnida; Sarcoptiformes; Pyroglyphidae
Source: RefSeq, a predicted model, not a curated record